This is a messenger RNA of Symbiodinium natans, 2643 nucleotides long. NCBI's taxonomy places the organism in Eukaryota, Dinophyceae, Suessiales, Symbiodiniaceae. The record is from the annotation of a GenBank genome assembly.
AUGUGGAGCAUGGAUCGGAGAAAAGGCGCCACAGAGAGAAUGUUCAUGUGUCAGUCGGCCAUGCCUGCUAGUUCUAGAUGCAGCCUCGAAGGUGAAGCUGAAGGUCCUUGCACUCGGUUUCCCACAACAGCGCAAGCACAUGCCCUGACAGGCAUCAUGAUCGGCGGGAGUAGCCCAGAGCCCUUGAAAGCUCGAGGUUAUACUCUUACAAAGCCAAGCGCCCAGCCUGUGGAUCUGAACUGUCUCGCCAUGAAUCCGCCGGCUGGGGCGUAUGCGGAGCUGUGCCUCCCAAGCCACGCAAGGUCAGUUUCCAGCUCCCGCAGCCCUUUGGUGAAGCCGUCCGAGGACCUAAAAACGGUCUACCUGGUGCGGCAUGCCGAGUCCAUGGAAAAUGUCCGCGUGCAUGCCUUGGACCGAGCCUUCGGUCAGCUGCGAACGUGGAAAGCCCCAGCUUGCAGCGAUGUUUGCUCCGCACUCCGGCUGCUGUGCUUCGAUCUUGACACGCCGCUCUCUGCGCGUGGGGAGCGGCAGCUCAAGGACGUCCAGGCCCAGAUGGCAGGCUGUGGCUUCCUCCAGAAGGCCGACCCCCAGCUCCUGAUCUUCAGCCCCCGCAUGCGUGCGGCGCGGACGCGGGAGGUGCUCUUUGGUGGCGAGGUACCCAGCAAGGCGAUGCCGCAGAUCGUAGAGCGCACGCCCAUGGAGGGCCUCUGCCCGGCCCAGUUCCAAGAACGCGUUCAGGGCUUCAAGGACUGGCUUGCGCAAACUCCCGAGACGCGGAUUGUGGUGGUUGGGCACUGCCAGUUCUUCUCCAGGCUGCUAGGCAAAGGAGCUGGCUGGGACCGCUACCUUAGCAAUGCCGAGGUGAAACGGUGCUACUUCGAUCCGUCCAGUGGGGCCUUCGACAUCCCCGUCUCCAUGUUCUUGCCACAGGAAUGUGACAGCAGCGGGGAGGCAUGCCCGAUCUUGAGAAAAGCGUUGCGUGGCGACGAUGCCGAACUUCCCUUUGGCUGUGGCUCGAAGGCCACGUACCUUGCUUGUUCCUCCUACAGCAAGAAUGGUGCCGGAGCUGUGACGGACUAUGCCUCAUGUGCCACGGCGUGCGACCAGGGAGAAGGCCUCCAAGAAACGUAUGGCACCCAUGACUGGAAGGGCAGCUCGGGCUCCGGAAAGUGCGACUGCAAAGUCAGCGACAGCGAGCACCGAACGGCUUGUAAGGAAGACGCCAUUUGCCACUUCGACACAAGUCGAACCGUUCCAGUAUUGCUUGACCAUUGCUCGAUCCACGCCGAAGCGGGAAUGCGAAUCACAUACUACGACUUCGAGAAGUACUUCCGAAAGGCCGUCGUGGCUGCCACGCCGCGGCCCCCAAGCAACUUGAACCGAACGUCAACACGCGUCUUCAUCAUCGGCCCCGGAUUUGGCAAUCAGCUCAACCCACGUCAGAGCCGCAUGGUUGAAGCGGCCGGGUAUCAGAUCGGCUGGUGCUUCAACAUCCCGAACCCGGAGUUGCCAAACUUCCCGGUCGAGCCUUACUUAGACCGCAUCAAAGCGGAGAUGGACGCGUUUCGGCCCCACGUCCUCAUGGGAGCGUCCAAGGGCGGCGUGUACAUAGUCGGCCUCUGGCGAAGAGGCUACUGGCGAGGGCCCACUGUGCUCAUCAACGCGCACCCAAUGUGCCGCCAGAUCCCAGAGGAGGCGAACGUUGUCAUGGCCGUGGGCUCCAAUGACGAGGUGUACCCUGUGCAGCGGGCGGAUCUGGAGGGCCUCAUGCACACCGGUGGGCAGAACAAGACGUUCUUGUAUUGGACUGCAGACAGCGGCCGGUUGCCCUCGGGACAGAUCUCCCGGCAAGGCGAUACUCACAACCAGGAGUCCCUCCUCCACCACGAUGUCCUCCCUCGACUCAUUGAUGCCACACUUUGUAAAGAAGGCCCAGAGAUCCAUUGGCACCGGACCUGGAAAGAGAGGCUGUCGCGGGACAGAAACAAUGCCGAGCUAUGGCUAGGCUACAGCCCCGAGCAGAUCAUGCGGCUCUGGUCUACAAAUGGUCACCAAAGUGGAAAGCAUCUGCACGACGUGCCCAUGGGCACGGAGGAAUACCGGAUGGUCAACGCGGCAUUUAAGGCGUUGCCCAUGGAGCAGCAGGCCUACAUCCUCUCGCCCCCAGAGACUUGGGCGCCGGUGAGGGCUCUACGUAUCCAGCGGGUGGAGAACGGCCCGCAGGGUGACGCCUCGUGGAAGCCCUACUACAAGUCGCUGCUGCGGUCACUGGAAGACCAGGGUGUGGAGUUUGAGCCUGGCACGCACACGUGCUGGGCUUUCCACGGCUGCAACAACGAGGCCCUGGAGUCCAUCGUGAACAACCCUGUUUGUGGUUUCCAGCCCCUGGCCUCUGGAACUCGCAGCACAACGCUGUGGGGCUCCGGGACGUACUUCGCCCGGGACGCUAAGUACGUGGCCGACGGCGGCUUCUGCGGCGCUCCGAACGCAGAUGGCACGCGGAGGAUGCUGAUGUGCCUGCUCAUCAUGGGCAUCUCUUGCCUGGGUGACCCUGCGCACAAGGGCGUGCUCCCCUUCAGGCACAAGCCACCGCACCGCUACAACAGCUCGGUGGAUUGCUUGGCGAGCCCCGAAGUCAUGGUA